Messenger RNA from Populus euphratica (Euphrates poplar), 2719 nucleotides. Its product is annotated as glucan endo-1,3-beta-glucosidase 4-like. Gene Ontology annotation, biological process: carbohydrate metabolic process. The transcript is spliced from 6 exons. The record is from RefSeq and is a predicted model, not a curated record. The coding region runs from base 1096 to 2577 and encodes 493 amino acids. Gene Ontology annotation, molecular function: hydrolase activity, hydrolyzing O-glycosyl compounds. NCBI's taxonomy places the organism in Eukaryota, Viridiplantae, Streptophyta, Magnoliopsida, Malpighiales, Salicaceae.
GCUGCAACGGCACAGCUGAGCUGUUUUGAAUCCCUGUCUUUUUAGCAAAGGAGGUGUUUACAGGGGACCAACAAGUGUUAAAAAGGAGGUGCUUUUUGCGUUUGGUGCCCGCUGCAUUUCACUUUACAACUAAGCGAGAGCAUCAAACUUUUCUUUCUGUGCAAUGUUUGGCCCCAUAUCUAAUCGGAUUUGCAAUCAAACAUUUUGAUGUCACAGAAUCAUGCUCUUCACUUCUUUUAGGGCUCCACCCGACGAGAUUAAAACUUCUGCGGAGAUUUUAUGCCAUCACUUAGACGCUCCCAUCAAUUUCGGUCCUCUUUGAGCUUGGGAUGUAGAUUGUCUCUAAUGUGGCUGCAUGAGCUGAAUAUUCUUUGUUCUUGCUGCUUAUCAAAGCUAACAGAAGGGAAUAUGCCUUGACAUCCCAUUUCGAAUAGCCUGAAUUUGUUUUUUCCUAUUUGGACCCAAAAAAAAUUCUGAAUUUGGUGUUGAAGACAAGCAUACUCACUAAUGGCCACUGGAAUUGAAUUUAAUUCCUUUUUCUCUGCUUUUAUCACCUUCCUUUUCCACAGCCAAAACCGUAACCUUUUGACUAUUCGUAUCCCUUUCAAGCUAAUAAAAAUGACUUUUGGAGGGAAAACAAAAUCACAUAAAGGCCAUGUUAUUUAAUACAGUAACUCUAAUUUCUUCUUACAUUAAGUUUGAGCUGAAAAUAAACAGUCCUGACAUCCAUAUGAUUUGCCCGAGACAAGGACAUUCUUAAAGGAAAGAAGACAAAACAACAGACAGCAAAAAUUUGCAGGGUCUUUGGAUUUGGUCAUGUUGGCUAUCUAACAUUGGUCAAGCUCAGUGACGUCAAAGCCUGCCAUCAGAGGCAUCUGGGUGCUUGUUUAGGGUUUUGGAAUCUGGGUUUUUUAAGAUGCAAGGCUUUCUGGGUUUUUGCUUGCUGUUUGUGGAGUUCUAUGGAUUCUUGAAGUUGAAAUUUAUCUCCAAGUUUGUCUUUUUUCCCAAAGAGUUAAUGUAGGCAUGGACUUGUGGAGUUUAAAACUAAGAGCUAGAGAUUAGAGUAGCAUCUGGAUUGAAGUUUUCUUGGAUUGGAUGGUGCUUGGAAAUCUUCUUUUGUUUAUUGUUGGCAUUUUCAGCUAUGCAUCAGGUGCAUUUGUAGGAAUAAAUCUUGGAACUGAUGUUUCAAACAUGCCAUCGGCUCCAGAUGUGGUUUCAAUUCUCAAAGCCAAUCAGAUUACUCAUCUGCGCCUCUAUGAUGCUGAUGCCCACAUGUUGAAAGCCCUUGCAGACAGUGGGAUUAAAGUAAUGGUUGGUGUUCCAAAUGAGGAGGUCUUAGGAAUUGGAGAAUCUGCAUCAAAAGCAGCAGCAUGGAUCAAUCAAAAUGUUGCAGCUUACUUGCCUUCAACCAACAUUACAGCCAUUGCAGUUGGCAGUGAGGUUCUUUCCUCAAUCCCUAAUCUUGUCCCUGUUUUGGUUCCUGCCAUGAACUACCUCCACAAAGCCCUUGUUGCUUCAAAUCUAAAUUUUCAGGUCAAAAUUUCAACCCCUCAAGCCAUGGACAUUAUCCCAAGGCCUUUCCCCCCCUCAACUGCCACCUUUAAUUCCUCAUGGAGCGCUACAGUUUAUCAAAUUCUUCAGUUCUUGAAAAACACAGACUCGUACUACAUGUUAAACGCAUAUCCAUAUUUUGGAUACACAUCCGGAAAUGGCAUUUUCCCUCUUGAUUAUGCUCUCUUCCGUUCACUUCCCUCGGUCAAACAGAUUGUUGACCCCAACACUCUUUUUCACUAUGACAGCAUGUUUGAUGCUUUGGUUGAUGCAACCUAUUAUUCUAUAGAAGCUCUGAAUAUGUCUGGGAUCUCAAUUGUAGUUACAGAAACUGGCUGGCCUUGGCUUGGUGGAGCCAAUGAACCUGAUGCCACUGCAGAAAAUGCUGAGACCUUCAAUAGUAAUCUGAUUCGGAGAGUUCUAAAUGAUUCAGGGCCACCUAGUCAGCCUCAAGUUCCCAUCAACACAUACAUUUAUGAGUUGUUCAAUGAAGACAAGAGGCCUGGGCCCGUGUCUGAGAAAAACUGGGGCUUAUUUUUUACCAAUGGCAGUGCUGUUUAUACUUUUAGUUUGAGCACUUCGAAUCAAGUUACUGGAAAUAAUUCUGAUUUCUGUGUUGCGAAACCAAAUGCGGAUCCUGGUAAGUUGCAAGCAGGGCUGGACUGGGCAUGUGGGCAAGGAGGGGCUAACUGCGAUGCUAUCCAAGAAGGGCAACCAUGCUAUCUUCCUAAUACUUACCAGAACCAUGCAUCUUAUGCUUACAAUGACUAUUAUCAAAAAAAGCGUUCUGUUGGUGCAACAUGCGACUUUGAUGGUACUGCUGCAACGACUACGGUUGAUCCCAGUUAUGGAUCCUGUAAAUUUACCGGGAGUUCAACUAUCACACCGAACUCAAAUGGAGGAUUUACAACAACUGUGGCACCUGGACCCGUGACUCCUCAAGGAGGGAGUGCGACUGUGAACCUGCCAGUUUCAAAAAUCCAGUUUCUAUUAUCAGCAGUGUUUCUUGCUCUAGUCUUGCUUUGACACCUAGGUCGUUUUGCAUCUUGUUAGGUGUUUCAACAAGUGGUGAAGAUCAUUCACUCACUGAAAAUGAUUACAAAUGCUCGAUGUACACUGAUUAAAUAAUUUAUAGGAAUGUUCAUGUGUUGUUAUUUGGUUCCACCAA